Molecule: messenger RNA, 1152 nt
Organism: Closterium sp. Naga37s-1
Lineage: Eukaryota; Viridiplantae; Streptophyta; Zygnematophyceae; Desmidiales; Closteriaceae
Source: the annotation of a GenBank genome assembly
AUGAGGUUCACGAGCGAGGAGGCGUUCUCCUUCCGCUUGAGGCAGCGCUGCCCCGCCUGCCUGUUCGUGCUCGACACACAGGACCUGCACUUCCUUAGGGUGGGUGCCAAGGGGCAGGCGGGGCGGCAGCAGGUGGUAUCUGAGGGGGGUUCCAUCAGGGACGCGCUACACCACGUACCCUUUACAGGCAGCAGGGAGCUGCUGCACGAGCUCGCAUCCAUGCACCGCUGCGACCUCACGCUGCGUUCUUUUUACCCACACAUGCUCCCUGCUCACUGUUCCUCACCCACCUUCCCAACCCCCCCUUUCUCCCGCCCUCCCUCCCUCCCCCUCUCUGCUCUCCCUCGCCCCCAUCAGAUGUGUUCACAGGCGGAGCUCGCUCUCCUCACGCGCUGCUACGCCUUCCCCCCCCACAAGCUUGCCCUCGCCUCCUUCUUCUAUGAUGCUUCCCAGGCAGAGAGAGGUGAGGCAGAGAGAGGUGAGGCAGAGAGAGGUGAGGCAGAGAGAGGUGAGGCAGAGAGAGGUGAGGUAGAGAGAGGUGAGGCAGAGAGAGGUGAGGCAGAGAAAGGUGAGGCAGUGGGAGGUGGGGCCGUGGGAGGUGAGGCAGUGGGAGGUGAGGCAGUGGGAGGUGAGGCAGUGGGAGGUGGGGCAGUGGGAGGUGGGGCACUACCAAUGGCAGAGUGCCACGUGUACGGAUCCUACGUCACAGCAACCAUCUCGUCCCUGCACGACCCCUCAUCUGGCUUCAUCAUUCGUGGCCACGCCCCCUCCCUUGACAUGCUCGCCUCCUACCGUGUGCUGCUGGCACCGCUGCGCUACGGGGCGGGCAUCAAGGGCAAAUUCCUCGACAGCUGGCGCCACGGCACUCCCGUCCUGUGGGGGCCGGGGGAUGCAGAGGCGUUUGCAGCAGAUGCAGUGCGGCUGUACAGCGAUCCUCACCUGUGGGCCUCGUGCCAAUCCACGGUGCACCACCUGCCCUCUCUGCCUUCCGUGCCCACCCCUCCUGCUGCACUGCCUGCAUUGCACUGCCUCCCUUGCACUGCCUCCCUUGCACUGCCUCCCUUGCACUGCCUCCCUUGCACUGCCUCCCUGCAUCCCUUGCACUGCGUGCCUUGCAUUCCCUCUUCCUGCACUCACCACUCUCUCCCCUGA